Messenger RNA from Malassezia globosa CBS 7966, 402 nucleotides. RefSeq lists its product as uncharacterized. The coding region runs from base 1 to 402 and encodes 133 amino acids. The transcript has 2 exons. NCBI's taxonomy places the organism in Eukaryota, Fungi, Basidiomycota, Malasseziomycetes, Malasseziales, Malasseziaceae. The record is from RefSeq and is a predicted model, not a curated record.
AUGAGCUCAACAGUGAGAACUGAGGAAACGAACGUGACAUCGACGAAUCUGGCGCCUACGAAGGCCGAAAAAGAUGAACAGGUAUCAUCUGUGAAAGCAGGAAAAUCGCGAGCAACGGAUGAGAAUGUCGACGGUGACAACGAAGAGGAGGAGGAGGAGUACAAUGAAGAAGAAGACGAAGACUUUGUGGAAGAUGAGGAAGAAGAAGACGACGAUGAUUUUGACGAUGAUGAAGAGGAUGAUGAUGAAGAGGAUGACGAUGAUGAUGAUGAUGAUGACGACGACGACGACGAUGAGAAUGUCGGUGACAGCGGCGAGGGGCACGAUGAAAAGAAGACACCCGCUGCCGACCAAAAUAGCAGGUACGUUUAUGCUUGUGUGCCUAACUCAGUGAACCGAUGA